Messenger RNA from Purpureocillium lilacinum, 558 nucleotides. The record is from RefSeq and is a predicted model, not a curated record. Lineage: Eukaryota; Fungi; Ascomycota; Sordariomycetes; Hypocreales; Ophiocordycipitaceae.
AUGGACUUGAAAACCCUCCCAACUGCAGCGCGGGAAUCUGAGGUCUACUCCCAUAGCGACUUGUUGGCUUUGGUCGAGCAGUGCAAUCAUCUUGAGGAGUGGAAUCCGGUGGACAGUAAAGGCCGCAUCAACGCACGAAAAUCCACCGAAGUCGACGACAACAUCGUCGCCAUGGUUCUGAGACAUUUUGGACCCUCAGUGCAGAGCUGGGCUAAUGAGCGCAAUCUGGCACUCACGGGCCGCACGACCGCUCGCAACCCUACAUGGGCCAAAGCUGGUGCCCGAGUUGCGCCUACGCCCGGCACCAUCUGCUUGAUAAUCCCAUAUCCCGACACUAUUCCUGACGCCGACCUGGAAAUACGCUUUGAGCCUGUACGGAACGGAACGGAUUUCAUCAAGGUCGAUUGGCAGCUUCCGAAGCUGCUUCCCGUCGGCUCCGUGUUAACAGUAGCACGUGGUGAUAUCAAGUUUCUACCGAUUGAGAUUCACUGUAGUGCUUCCGGCCCGGCGGCAGCGCCUGGAGAAGCCAAGAGCGGCUACGCGACGGGUCCGAAUUGA